Larimichthys crocea (large yellow croaker) is the source of this 1164-nucleotide messenger RNA. RefSeq names its product cytochrome b561 (gene cyb561). The record is from RefSeq and is a predicted model, not a curated record. The transcript is spliced from 6 exons. NCBI's taxonomy places the organism in Eukaryota, Metazoa, Chordata, Actinopteri, Sciaenidae. Bases 312 to 1070 code for a protein of 252 amino acids. Gene Ontology annotation, molecular function: oxidoreductase activity. Gene Ontology annotation, cellular component: lysosomal membrane.
AUUAUUAGAUAGACAGAUACGUAUAUGCGUGAGUUUGACUGUAGGAAAGUAUAUUAUUAAUAAAGCAUCAGCACAAUAGACGGAUAAUAACAGGUAGUAUAACAGUGCAUUUAGUUAUUCCCUCGCAGGCCUGCUGUCACAUGGGUUGGGCUUGUUUAGGAGGGCAUCCAAAACACACACAGACACGCACACGCACACGCAUCCGCACGGUCAGAGGGUGGAGGAAGGCGGAUCUGUAAGUAGGCUAGACUCCAGGACUUCCUCAGCAGAGCAGAGCGAAGCGGAGCGGAGCCUGCAGCGCAGUGAGUAUCAUGGAUGAUUCUGCUCCACGUUCUGGUCGUGCUACAUUUGCGUGGCUGGUGGGAGCAUCACAAGUUCUGGGUUUGACAUCAGUGGUGCUGACCGGUGUGUGGAUGGGUCACUACCGUGGGGGCUUCGCCUGGGAUGGUUCAGCGCAGGAGUUCAACCUGCACCCUCUGUGCAUGGUGCUGGGGUUGGUCUUCCUUCACGGCGAUGCCAUCCUGGUCUACAGAGUAUUUCGAAAUGAGGCAAAGCGGAAUGUCAAGAUGCUUCAUGGCAUCAUCCACCUGCUCGCCCUCAUCAUCAGCAUUAUAGGUUUUGUAGCUGUGUUUGACUUCCACAGACAAUCAAAGAUUCCAGACAUGUACUCUCUACACAGCUGGUGCGGCAUGGCUACCUUAGUCUUAUUCUGUAUACAGUGGGUGAUGGGUUUGCUGUUCUUCCUGUUUCCUGUUGCGUCGUCAUGGUUACGAGCCUCGUAUCUCCCCAUCCAUGUGUUCUGUGGCGUGGCUCUGCUGGUUAUGGCCAUAGGGACCAGCCUGCUCGGCAUCACGGAGAAACUCCUCUUCAGCAUCAUGUCAACCUACUCGCUGUUCACCCCAGAGGGUGUUCUGGCCAACAUCUUGGGGAUCUUGCUGAUGUGUUUUGGGGUGCUGCUGGGCUACUUGAUCGCCAGGGAGGAGUACAGACGUCCACCAAACCCAGAGGAAGAGUCUCUGUCUGUCCACUUUAAGACCCUGACUGAAGGGGGGUCACCCACAACGCCUUGACGCACAAGAAGCCCGACACCAUCUACACGCUCCCUAAUCUGGACACUAACCGGUUCAGUUCAGUCCAUGAAAUCGACAAGAAACUUUAAUGAUA